AUGUCGAAACCGAAGGAUCAAUUUGCAGAUCUUUUCUCAUCGUAUGCUCCAAAGAGAAAUGAUGAUUCCAGGAUGUCGCUGGCUGAAAGGCAGAGAAAUAGCCCAAUGGGUUCAACAACGCAAAAGAACAACUCUCAAUGGGCAGAUUUUGACUAUCUAGAGAACUCAAGAGGCUCUUCACGCUCUGCUACAGCUCAAGGAACACCUGCUUUAUUCUCUCAAAGUGCCACUCCGGUCAAUAACAACACAACAACUGAUUUGUUCGAAGGGUUUGAUGCUGUCAAUAAAACAAGUAGGAGCAGCCUUCAAAACUCAACUUCACAAUCACAUUCAUCACCAUAUGAAGAUCGCUUCGAGGGUUUCACCUCACCAGACCCAUCAUCAACAAACUUGAAUAAUCAAUCAUCAAAUAGAAAUGAAAUAGACCUUUUGGACAGUUUUGGUGAUGAUUUUUCAUCCUCAAGUGUGUCAAAGUCAUCAACCCCAAGAUUGAUGGAAAACUCCCAGCCAGUUCAAUCGCAGAGUGAACAAAAUAUUGAUGAUUUGUUUGCUGUCUUUGAUAGACCACCUCAACCCAAACCAACAAAAUUGGAGAAUCCUAUACCUACACAUUCUUCUCAACAAUUUGACGUUUUGAACAGUGGAGUGGCUUCACCACAAUCUUUCCAGGAUGAAAGUUUCCCAUCACCAACACUAUCCACUCAACAAAGAGGUAGAAAGUCAACACCAACUGUUAAUGGCGAGGCUAGAGAUGAAGCUAUUGCGUCGUUGGUGGAUAUGGGUUUCUCUGUUGAACAAGCUACCGAUGCGUUAAACCACACGGAUAAUGGGCUUAAUGUGGAAGCUGCAGUUAGUUAUAUAAUGAAUUCAGCACACCAGAAGGCUAGAUCAAAAGCUGGCCUACCUCCAGAAAGAUUAAGUCGUACUUCUUCAGGUCAAAGAGGUGGUAGUGCUAUGAAGCAGGCUAACCAAUAUUUUGAAAGUUUCGCUCAAACAAUGUUCAAGGUGUCUGACAAACUUGCUAAUGAUGUUGCCAAUAGGUUUUUCAGUCCUCCACCAGGAGAUGAUGGAACUCCAGCAUGGAUGCGUGAUCAAGAAAAGUACAAGUCCAGAAGAACAAAAUAUGAAGAAGAUCCUGAGGAAUUAACUGAAGAAGAUAUACAAAGAUUGAACUUAACUAACGAAGGUUCUAAGCUUGAAGGCCCAAAGAUGUCAUCCAAAAACUAUCAAAGAGCUCCAGUCCCACCACCAAGAAAGUCGCAUGUAUCAGAAAGAAGUCAACCACAAGUUAGAGAACGCAGACAACCAAAACCUACCGUAUCUGAGCCAGAACUACAAGAAGAAAUUGAUAUUUUUGCACCUUUACCCCAAGCCUCCAAACCAAACACACCAUCACUCUCUUCCUCUCAAAGAGUGAAAAGUUCAAGUGCAGGAGAAAUGAUGACUUCCUCAUCUAGAAGAAGACCUGUUGCUUCAAGACCACAAUCAUCCUCCGCAAACAAGACACAGAGGCCAACAAUUUCCAUGUCUUCAAUUGAAAAAGAUACUUUUGAAGAAUUUCGUGAAAGAGGUGGUGUUUCAUUCAAACAAGGUGAUUUCGCUACAGCAUUAGAACAUUACGAAAAAUCAUUGAAUGCAUUACCUAAAGGUCAUAUUCUUUCUAUUUUAGCAUAUUCAAAUUGUAUCACUGCAUAUUUCAAAGUUGGUGAAAACAAAAAGGUUGUUGAGUCCGCUGAUAUUGCAUUGGGUUUAAUUGGGCCUUCAAGAGGUGUUUCUGAGGAAGUUGAACCUGGUAAGAAUAUGAAAGACUUUUGGGUCAAGAUUACUCAAAAGAAAGCUGAAGCUUUAGAACAUUUGGAGAAAUUUAAGGAGGCUUUAGAAGUAUGGACUGAAUUAAUUGAGAAUGGUUCUGCUAAUAAGGUCACAUUAGAUGGUAAGAGACGUUGCCAAGAUGCAUUAAAUCCAAAACCUAAGGAAACUCCAAAACCAAAACCAGUUGAAAGAAAACCAAAGCCAAAUCCGAAACCAUCAUCUGCAGAAUCAGAAGGCGAAGCAUUAAAGAGAAUACGUGAAUCAAAUCAAGCCUCUCAGAAUUUCGAAGAAGAGAAAUAUAAACUGUAUGACCAAAUUGAAAGCAAAAUUAAUAAUUGGAAAGGUGGUAAAGAAGAUAACCUUAGAGCAUUAUUGGCAUCAUUACAUGAGAUUUUAUGGGAAUCUACCAAUUGGAAAAGAGUCAAUUUAUCUGAUUUAGUCAUGCCCAAAAAAGUAAAAAUUACAUACAUGAAAGCUGUUGCAAAAGUUCAUCCCGACAAAAUCCCACCAAACGCUACAGCUGAACAAAAAAUGAUUGCACAAAGUGUAUUUGUGGUUAUCAACACAGCAUGGGAAAAGUUCAAAGUGGCAAAUAACAUUCAAUGA
Hansenula anomala is the source of this 2418-nucleotide messenger RNA. It is a transcript of the gene SWA2, whose product is annotated as auxilin-like protein SWA2. Gene Ontology annotation, biological process: clathrin coat disassembly; clathrin-dependent endocytosis. Gene Ontology annotation, cellular component: intracellular membrane-bounded organelle; cytoplasm; vesicle. The record is from RefSeq and is a predicted model, not a curated record. Lineage: Eukaryota; Fungi; Ascomycota; Saccharomycetes; Phaffomycetales; Wickerhamomycetaceae. Bases 1 to 2418 code for a protein of 805 amino acids. The transcript has a single exon. Gene Ontology annotation, molecular function: clathrin binding.